Cornus florida is the source of this 2787-nucleotide messenger RNA. Its product is annotated as disease resistance protein RPM1-like. Gene Ontology annotation, biological process: defense response to other organism. Bases 1 to 2787 code for a protein of 928 amino acids. The record is from RefSeq and is a predicted model, not a curated record. Lineage: Eukaryota; Viridiplantae; Streptophyta; Magnoliopsida; Cornales; Cornaceae. The transcript has a single exon. Gene Ontology annotation, molecular function: ADP binding.
AUGGCAGAGAGUGCAGUUGCCUUGCUGCUAAAUCACCUGACAAUCUUUCUUCAAGAAGAGUCAAAACUCUUGGGAGGAAUUAAGGAAGAAGCUGAGUGCAUCAGAGAUGAACUGGAGCGCAUGAGGGCGUUCCUGAGAGUAGCUGAUGUAAUGGAAGAGAGUGACCCUGAACUCCAAGUAUGGGUUAAUCAAGUGCGUGACGUUGCCUACGACACUGAAGAUGUUCUUGAUGAAUUCGUGCUCCGCCUCUCUCGUCAUCGUGAGGAUGGAUUCUAUGGUUUUCUUCGUAAGAUUUCUUUCUCAAUUAAGAACUUGAAAGCACGCCAUCGAAUUGAUUCUGAGAUAAAAAGAAUAAGGUCUAGAGUGAAUCAAAUUGCCAAGGGACAUCAAAGAUACCGUUACAAAUUUAAUAUCUCAGAGCAAGUCUCAAGCUCCAACAGGGUCAACGACAACACAUGGUAUGAUCGUCGAAGUGAUGCACUUCUAAUGGAAGAAGCUGAGCUUGUAGGCAUUGAAAGGCCUAAGAAGCAGCUGAUUGAGUCGCUUGUGGAGGAAAAUCCAAGACUCAAAGUUGUUUCCGUUGUGGGAAUGGGGGGUUUGGGGAAAACCACUCUGAUAAAGAAAGUUUAUGAUGAUAGAGAGGUAAAGGGACACUUUGAAAUCCAUGCUUGGAUCACUGUUUCACAGUCCUUUGAGCUCAGAGAACUUCUCAAAGACUUAAUUCAACAACUCUUUGGUGAAACCAAGCAAUCAGUACCGCAAAUGUUGGAAACAAUGGACAUCAAUAACCUGAAAGCACAAAUCAAAGAUUUCCUCCAAGCAAGCAGGUAUUUGCUUAUCUUAGAUGAUGUAUGGAGUAUAAAUGCUUGGGAUGCUUUAAAAUAUGCAUUGCCUGACAACAAUUGUGGCAGCCGAAUACUGCUCACAACGCGCAUUAGUACCAAAGCUUCUACAUCUUGCGUAGAAUCCUAUGGUAACAUCUACACCAUGAAACCUUUAUCCCCAGAAGAGUCUUGGACUCUGUUCUGUAGGAAGACAUUUCAAGGCAACUGCUGCCCUCUACAUUUAGAUAAAUUCGCGAGAAGUAUCUUAAAAAAGUGUGAGGGCUUGCCACUUGCCGUUGUGGCAAUUAGUGGCGUUUUGGCUACAAAAGACAAAAUUAGAGUCCAUGAAUGGGAAUUGGUUCUCCGUAGCCUAGGUUCUCAAUUAGUAGGGAAUGACAAACUUGAGAGUAUGGAAAAAAUACUCUCUCUCAGUUACAAUGAUUUACCUUGUUAUCUAAAAAUUUGUUUCUUGUACUUGGGUAUAUUCCCUGAGGAUUAUAAGAUUGAGUGCAUGAGGCUGAUUCGAUUGUGGACUGCAGAAGGUUUUGUGAAAUUGAGAGAAGGAAUGACGGUGGAAGAAGUUGCUGAAGGCUACCUUGAUGAGCUUCUUAAUAGAAGCUUGGUCCAAGUGGCAGAGGUCUACCAUGAUGGAAGGCUUAGAAGGUGCCGCGUCCAUGACCUUUUUCGUGAAAUUAUUACUUCAAAGUCGAGAGAACAAAGGAUUGCGGUAACAGUUGGGGGAGGAAGCACAAGGUGGCUGGAAAAAGUUCGCCGUUUAUCUAUGCACUAUACCUUGGGGAACUUGCAGCAAAUCAAUUGUUAUUCUCAACUUCGUUCAUUGCUUUUGUUCCGGGUGUCAGAACCUCUGUCCAAAUCAUCGAUGCCUAUGUUAUUCAAUGGUGGUGUGAGGUUGUUGAAGGUUUUGGAACUUAGAGGUGCUUCUAUAGAGACACUUCCAAAUGAAGUUGUCAAACUCUAUCAUCUUAGGUAUUUAAGCUUGAGGGGAACAAAGGUUAAAAUGCUUCCCAAUUCCAUCGGGAAACUUGAAAACCUUGAAACAUUAGAUCUCAAAGACACCUAUGUAAAUGAGUUGCCUGUUCAAAUCCUAAAGCUCCAACAACUUCAUCAUCUCUUGGUGUAUCGUUACAGUGUUGAAGAUUUUCUACCCUUCUACCAUUCUUAUGGUUUUAAAGCAAUAGUGGGAAUAGAAGGUUUGUCUUCCCUACAAAAACUUUCUCAUAUCGAAGUGAACGAUGACAAUGGCAGAAUUGUAGUGGGAGAGCUAGGGAGACUGACCCAAUUAAGGAGAUUAGGAUUUAGAAAGUUGAGAAGGGAAUAUGGGAUGGCUUUGUGUUCUUCCCUUCAAAAGCUAAGCAACCUUCAAUCAUUGUCUAUAGGCUCAGUAGAAGAGGAUGAGAUUGUUGAUAUUCAAACUUUAUUUUCACCUCCCCGGUUUCUUCAACGACUCUAUUUGAAGGGGUGUUUAGAAAAGUUGCCGCACUGGAUAACUUCCCUUAACAACCUGGUGAGAUUACGGCUUUCGUCUAGCAAGUUAAGGGAUGAUCCAUUGCAAUGCCUUCAAGAUCUGACCAAUCUAGUGGAAAUUGAACUUAUUCGGGCUUAUGAAGGGGAAGAAUUGUGUAUCACCGCGACCGGGUUUCAGAAGCUUAAGAGAUUACAACUUGCAAAAUUAGAAGGAUUGAGGUGGGUGAGAGUGGAGAAGGGAUCAAUGCCUCAUCUCGAAGAGCUAAUUUGUGAGGACUGUAAGUUGGUGGAAGAGGUACCUACAGGCAUUGAACACCUAGCCAAUCUUAAAUCUUUUAAUCUCUAUGGUAUGUCUGAUAAAUUGAUUAUGACACUGAAUCGAGAAGCGGAAAGUGGGGAUUAUUGGAAAAUAGCACACAUUCCCAACGUUUGGAUUGGAACUUUCCUACAUGAUUGUUGGAAAGGUUAUUCUCUAUAG